CUCUAUCCCUUUGUAUCCAGAGGGAGAAAGAUUUUGCUUUUCAUUUGAUUUCUCGUUAUCUUUCUGAUAUUUUUUUUGUUUCUAAUAUUUUUGGUAGUAUGGAAACAAAACAUGAGAAAGAUGACCAAUUAGAGAUAGAGCCAAUAAACAAGAGUCCGACCAUGAAGACGAAAAAGAUAUCACGUGGGAUGCACGUGUUCUCCGUCGUCAUGUUCAUGCUACGUCGUCGCCGGAGGAGAAAGGCUUUCAACACCAGGUUUUGGAGGCGUGUGGUUGAGUCCGUACGUAAAGUACAUUCCGAGAUUACGAUAAUGCCAAAGUCAAAAUCUACCAACACAAUCCUCCUCCCUCCGGCUCCUCCUCCGGCAACAGAAAAUGGACAAAACGGCGGGGAUGAUGCUGAUGGUGAUGAUGUUGUUGUUGUUGCUGAUGAAUCCAGGGAUCGUUUAACGGAGGCUACUGAGGUUUUCACGGCGGCAUCUUCUUCAUCAUCAUCCGGAAUCUCGGGAUAUGCAUCUGCUAUGUCUUUACGUGAUUUGGAUCAUCACUAUGAUGAGGAUGAAGAUGAAGAUGAUGAUGAUGCUGAUUGUUAUAGCGAUGUUGAAGGAGGGGAUGAAAUGAUAGAUGAGAAAGCUGAGGAAUUCAUCGUGAGAUUUUAUGCGCAAAUGAAAAUGCAAAAUCAGGUUUACACUGAACGUUGCAAAGCCAAAGGGAUAAUGAUAAACUGAUGAUAAUCAAUGGUUUACGUCGGUAUCGUGCAUGCAUGAAGAUGAGAUUAUGGAUAUG
Messenger RNA from Eruca vesicaria subsp. sativa (arugula), 786 nucleotides. The record is from the annotation of a GenBank genome assembly. NCBI's taxonomy places the organism in Eukaryota, Viridiplantae, Streptophyta, Magnoliopsida, Brassicales, Brassicaceae.